AACAUACUUUAGUUUCUCAUCUCCAUCUUUUGGUAUUUCUCCACCAUGGGGUACUCUCCUAAAGUUAUCAUUUCUCUGUUCUGCUCCUAUAUGCUUAUAUUGCAUAUUACAUGUAGUGCUGUGAUCCCUGCCUUGGCUUUGAAAGACUGUGAGUUUCCUGCCAUCUUCAACUUCGGAGACUCAAAUUCAGAUACUGGUGGAUUUGCCGCAUCAUCCCUUCCAUCAACACCAACCCCACCUUAUGGAGAGACCUAUUUCCAUAUGCCGGCCGGAAGAUUCUCUGAUGGAAGACUCAUCAUCGAUUUCCUUGCAAAGAGUCUUGGUCACCCUUAUCUAAGCGCAUAUCUGGAUUCUCUCGGGACAAAUUUCUCGUAUGGUGCAAAUUUUGCAACUGCAGCUUCCACUAUCAGACUCCCAGAUUUCAUUUUACCAGCCGGUGGAUUUAGUCCCUUCUACCUUGAUAUUCAAUAUCUGCAGUUCCUGCAACUAAAAUCCAGAUCACAACUCAUAAGGCGUCGAGGGGGAAUAUUUGCAAGUUUAAUGCCCAAGGAGGAGUACUUUUCCAAAGCUUUAUACACAUUCGACACUGGCCAGAAUGAUCUUGGCGAGGGAUUUUCCGGUAACCUGACUAUACAGGAAGUAAAUGCAUCUGUUCCUGAUAUAAUCACUGGUUUCUCAACGAAUAUCAAGAAAAUAUAUGAUUUGGGAGCAAGAUCAUUAUGGAUCCACAAUACCGGGCCGAUUGGCUGUCUCCCUUACAUUCAGGCAAACUUCCCAUCAGCUCAGAAAGAUGAGAUUGGCUGUGCAAAGGCUUACAAUGAAGUAGCUGAGCAUUUUAACCAUGAGCUGAAGCAGGCCAUAGUUCAACUCAGGAAGGAUCUUCCUAAGGCUGCAUUUACUUAUGUAGAUGUGUAUUCUGUCAAAUACUCUCUUUUCAAGGAACCCGAGAAAUAUGGAUUUGAGCUCCCACUUGUUGCUUGUUGUGGCUACGGUGGUAAGUACAACUAUAACGGCACUGCUGAAUGUGGAGCAAUAAUUACAGUCAAUGGAAGCCAAAUCUUUGUUGGUUCAUGCAAAAACCCCUCAACUAGAGUUGUCUGGGAUGGUAUUCAUUACACCGAGGCAGCUGCAAAAUUUAUUUUUGAUAAAAUUUCAACUGGAGCAUAUUCAGAUCCACCUCUUCCCUUGAAACAAGCAUGUCAAAGGAGUUUGAACUAAAGAACUUGGUGAAAUAAUGAACUAAUGAAAAUAAAUUAUCUUUCACAAUAAGUGGAUAGUUGUGGCUGUCCCAAUAUAGUCGAUAAUUCCGAGUGUCUGGUUUUCACUUUUCAAUAAGAAGAGGAAAUAGUUCAGAUCUGUUACCAUGUUCAAUUUACCUUUAGCUCUGCAAUUAAAUCAUUUGUUGAAACCAACUUUUGUAUCUUACUCUCCGAACUCCUUCCUGUCUCUUUGAUAUGAAACCUGCAUAUUGGUCUC
Rosa chinensis is the source of this 1476-nucleotide messenger RNA. RefSeq names its product esterase. The record is from RefSeq and is a predicted model, not a curated record. Lineage: Eukaryota; Viridiplantae; Streptophyta; Magnoliopsida; Rosales; Rosaceae. Bases 46 to 1218 code for a protein of 390 amino acids. The transcript has 5 exons. Gene Ontology annotation, molecular function: hydrolase activity, acting on ester bonds.